CGGUCUACGUGGCCAAUGGAGGCAGCCAUAUUUGUUUAUUUCUUGAUUGAAGUUACCUUUUAAAUCCGAAUUUAUCUCCCAUCAAGAAGAACAUCGUAUAUCCUAACGUACUUCAAAAUGUUUUUGAAACAUUUAAGCAUAUUUUUUAUUCUUUUAGUGUCGUUCCAGACAGUAGGAGGCGAUGAACACACGCAUACAUACGUUGAUGCUGAAGAAGUAGUUCUGUGGAUGAAUACAGUCGGUCCUUAUCACAACCGUCAAGAAACCUACGAAUAUUUUUCCCUACCGUUUUGCCGCGGUCCUAAAGAAAAUAUUGGCCAUUACCAUGAAACUCUUGGAGAGGCUCUAUUGGGUGUUGAACUCGAAUUCAGUGGUAUUGAUAUCGACUUUAAAGGUGAUAUGAGUAAAACAGAGUAUUGUAGCGUUGAUUUAUCAGAAGAAAAAUAUCAAGCAUUUGUUUAUGCAGUUAAAAGCCAUUACUGGUACCAGAUGUAUAUUGAUGAUCUGCCAAUUUGGGGUAUUGUGGGAGAAAUUGAUGAGCACGGUGAUGGACAUUAUAUCUGGACCCACAAGAAGUUUGAUAUUGGUUAUAACGGUCAACAGAUCGUUGAUGUUAAUUUGACAAGCGAGGCCAAGGUCAAACUGACGUCAGGAGCUAAACUAUCUUUUACAUAUGAGGUGAAGUGGCAUACAUCCAAAGUCAAGUAUGAAGAUAGAUUUGAUAAAUAUUUAGAUCCAAAUUUCUUUCAACAUAGGAUUCACUGGUUUAGUAUCUUCAACUCGUUUAUGAUGGUGAUAUUUUUAGUGGGUUUAGUCAGUAUGAUAUUGAUGAGAACUUUACGUAAAGAUUACGCUAGAUAUAGUAAAGAAGAAGAUCUUGAUGAUAUGGAGAAAGACUUGGGAGAUGAAUAUGGUUGGAAACAAGUCCAUGGAGAUGUAUUCCGUCCUGCUUCACAACCGUUAUUAUUCUCAGCUCUUAUCGGAACUGGUUAUCAUAUUGGUAUUGUAUCACUAUGUGUCAUCCUGUUUGCUAUAAUUGGAGAACUUUACACUGAAAGGGGCUCAUUAUUAAGUACAUCUAUAUUCGUAUUUGCUGCUACUGCCCCUGUUAAUGGUUAUUUUGGCGGAGGAUUGUAUGCUAGAAUGGGAGGUAAACUGUGGAUUAAACAGAUGAUGGCUAGUGCCUUCUUGUUGCCAGCUUUAACUUGUGGUCUUGCCUUCUUUAUUAACUUUAUAGCUAUUUAUUAUCACGCUUCUAGAGCUAUUCCAUUUGGUACUAUGGUUGCUGUCACCUGUAUUUGUAUAUUUGUUAUAUUACCACUGACCCUGGUUGGAACAGUAUUAGGUAGAAAUUUAGCCGGACAACCAAACUAUCCAUGUCGUAUUAAUGCUGUACCCAGACCUAUUCCAGAGAAAAAAUGGUUUAUGGAGCCUGCUGUGAUUGUUGUUCUUGGUGGAAUUCUACCGUUUGGUUCCAUCUUCAUUGAAAUGUAUUUUAUAUUCACAUCGUUCUGGGCAUACAAGAUAUAUUAUGUAUAUGGUUUCAUGCUACUGGUGUUUGUAAUAUUGACUAUUGUUACUGUGUGUGUAACUAUUGUAUGUACUUACUUCCUACUCAAUGCAGAGGAUUAUAGAUGGCAAUGGACUAGUUUCUUAGCUGCAGCUUCAACAUCAGGCUAUGUCUAUCUCUAUUCAUUUUAUUAUUUCUUCUUCAAAACAAAAAUGUAUGGCUUUUUCCAAACAACGUUUUACUUUGGUUAUAUGGCUUUAUUUAGUGCAGCUUUGGGAAUCAUGUGUGGAACGUUUGGUUACAUGGGAACUAGUCUGUUUAUUCGUAAAAUCUACUCCACAGUGAAAAUUGAUUGAUGAAUUGAUAUUGUGUGCAAGGGAGAGAGCGAGAGAGAACAGAAAGAGAAAAAAUUCUGCUUUAUAAAUAACUUAUGGUGAAAAUAUAUGUCACUGUGGUGAAACUAAACUAUAAAAACAGUUUGUUAAAUAUUGUUAUAUUUGUGAUGGUGUGAAUGAAAAAGUCGGAAGAUAGAUAAUAGUUCAACUGGACCUGAGUUCUUAUGAUUUGUUACAGUUAUCGAGAGAAGUGAACAAAAUUAAUUAAAUGUGAAAAGUCGUACUUGAGGAUGGAUUGGUCAACAUCUUUUACGUACGGAACUUGGUCAACGACUUUUGACUGAACUGUGGAUAUAUUGUUUUUGUUUUCGUAUAUAUAUAUUUUGGGAUAUUUCUUUAUCAUUUGUUCUUAGUUCAUUGUUUCAGUUUAAAAUUCACAAUGAGCAAAACUCGUUUUAAAUAAACGAUUAGUUUAACAGAUUUCCUCAAGAGCUCAUUGUGAAUGGUUGUCAUGGUUACCUUUAUUUCGAUUCAUCAACAUCAGUUGGAGCACAGUUGUAAAUGCAUCACACCUUGAUCUCUUGUUAAAAUGGUACAUGGAAACUCUUGCCUUGAUCUUAAAAGGACUUAAUCAAGAUUUAGUCCAAGCUCCAAUGUGUUCUUGAACAGUUUGUAUCCGUGGAAAUUACAUCAAUCAAGGACAUAAUGGAUGGAUAUAAGCCAUGUUCCUCGACUGGUCUAAAGCUGAUAGAAUAAAAUAAUUGAUAAUAGAUGUCCUAGACUUCAGUAGAUGGUUUGAUAAUAAAUGAAAUCCUUUGAAUGGACACAAUUUGCAAUUGUUAAGCGGUAAGGAUAAGAAAACCUUGUUCAUUCAUCUGCCACACCCCAUUCUCAAACGAUCGUUACCAUGUAGGAAUGGCAACAAGAUCUUGAGACACCUACUGUUUCUGUUGACAAAUCUACAUUAAAAUGUUUAAACCUGGAAUUGACCUUAUUCUUCUCGUUCUUGAGACAACGCUCUUCAAAAAGUGCCUGGCCCUAAGUUAACAAAGAAUUUCUCAGUGUUAAGUUAAUAAUUUGAUCAAAAUUGUUCACCUUGUUUUAACUAAAAUAUAAUCUUUUAUAAAACUUUUCUUCUUUUAAUGUAUCAAAUACAUCAAUAUGAAACUAUGUGCAAAGUUUUGUGUUUCUGGAUCAAAGAUAUUUCUCAUAAACAGUGAUUAAAAGUUGAGUAAAUUCCUAACUUAUGUCUGAGAAUGCUUUGUUGACUUGGGGUCUGAGGAUUCGUUAAUUUGUGUAUGAUUGAUAUGAAACUAAAUAUGUUCUGUGGACAAUUUUGCAUUGCUUGAAGGAUUUUGAUUUUUUUAAGUCGCAAUUCCGAGAUGACUGCGAUGAUGUCUUGGACCAUAAUUUUUUGGUUCCUGGUUCAUGUAAUGUUCAUAAUCUGCUGGUUUACGUGGAGAAGAGAAUGAUUGUUUCAUAUUGAGCUUGUAAAUACUACCCUUCUCGAACAUGCCCGCAUUGACCACAAAGCUGUAAAAAAAAUAUUGUAUUAUGUAAAGCUAGUUCUGAAACUUAAGAGGGUAUUAAUUACAUGACACAGUAAGUCCUCGUCUGAAAUACAGAUCAUGCUGUUGUUUUGUAAUAAUUUAAUUUAGUUCAUACUACAUUCUAUAAAAUCUAGGAUAUUAUUCUUCAUUCCUGAAGAUUUUGUGUACAUAUAUAUAUAUAUAUAUAUAGAUUAUAAAAAGGACCACAAAUAUUGAUGUCAGAAGUUGACCCUAAUGAAUAAAAACACCAAGCCUGUCAACAUUUUUCAAAUAAUGCUGAUCAUCAGGCUUCCGAGAUUCAUAUUGUUGCCAUGAAUAUCGAUGUCAGAAGUUAACCCCUAUUUAAUAAAAACACUAGCUUGCUAAUCGGCAGGCUUCUUGGAAAUUAAACAGAGAAGUCAGCAGAUAUCAACACUAGUACACGUUGAUAACUGUUGAUUAUUUUAAAAUGGCUUUAUGGUAGGUGAUGAUACCCUGUAUACAUGUAUUAAUGGGGUUAUUGCCCAGUACUUUUGUUAUAGUAUGUUGGCAACAGAAAUUCGGUUUAAAAUCGGCGUUACUUAAGGUCAUGUUUAAUUAGUUUCAUCCUGUAUAUGACCUCUUGUGUUUUGGGUAAAAAAAUUUAGUUGUUCACGUUUGAUGUGUUGAUUUGUUUUGUGAAGUAGGGAUCUGAUUACAUUAAGAUUUUAUAUCUGCAGAUUAAGCCAAUGUUGAGAUAACUCUGAUUAGAUGUUGCAACAGGUGCUUAUCACUAUGGAUACCUGUCAUUUAACACAGGUGUUAAUACGUCAGAAGUCAUCAAGGUAGGAAUACUACCAAGUUAGGGCUAGUUGGGUACUUUACACAUCGCAAACGCAUACACAGGGGCCGAGUUGUGAGUAGUAUACACCUCCUGAAAGCUUGUGUCUACAUAGACCGAGUCGUAGUACUCACAGGUAGGGUACAUGUCUCAAGAGCAUACAUGUACUUAGUAGUGUACAUGUCUGAAGAGCAUACAUGUACUUAGUGAGUAGUGUACCAUCCUGAAGCAUAUUAUCUACUUAACAGGGUUGAUUCCAUCAAAUCUACAUCUUGUUCUACCGAGAAUGAUUGUUGUAUCCUCCUUUCACAGAUGAAAUCAACACAUCAAAUCAGUGUUAAUUGAAGUGAAUUUGCUCCUGAAGGCCACACCAUUUUGAUGAUCUGUUCUUCUGGAACACGUUAACAUUUGUUUUAUUAUUUCUGCAGGAAAAAGGCUAAUUAAAAACCCCAAAAAUACUUGGUUGCACUGUUUAAAAGCUUUUAGUUCUGAAAAUGUAAACAAAACCUUUUUCACCUGAUUCAAGUGGCUAUUUAAUUAUCAAGACCCCUGUAGAACAGAAAAUCAAAUUAGUGUGGCCUAAAUUUAAAGUUUGUACAUGUAUAUAUAUAUAUAUGACUUGAAGAAGUCAAAAUUAAUCCUUUGUACUUCAGUCAGUACUCUGCCUGUGAUUGCUGGGUUUUUGUGUUACUAUAAAUAUCUAUAUGGAGGGAUAACGUAUCGUUUGGGAUAGUAAAAUAGUUUUUAUUUUAACUUAUUAUUUACAUGUAUUGUACAUAUAUCAUAUUUUCACAUGUAUAUUUAUAUGCAAUCUGAAUCUGAUUAAAACGUUGAAAAUA
Messenger RNA from Patella vulgata (common limpet), 5033 nucleotides. Its product is annotated as transmembrane 9 superfamily member 3. Lineage: Eukaryota; Metazoa; Mollusca; Gastropoda; Patellidae. Gene Ontology annotation, cellular component: membrane. The record is from RefSeq and is a predicted model, not a curated record. The transcript has 15 exons. Bases 118 to 1866 code for a protein of 582 amino acids. Gene Ontology annotation, biological process: protein localization to membrane.